Molecule: messenger RNA, 5739 nt
Organism: Ambispora gerdemannii
Lineage: Eukaryota; Fungi; Glomeromycota; Glomeromycetes; Archaeosporales; Ambisporaceae
Source: the annotation of a GenBank genome assembly
AUGUUUUUAGGCGUUAUUAGAUUCAGACAACAAUUGCAAGUUCACAAAAAUAAAGAAACCCCGGCUCACGGCAAUGAUAAUGAUAAUAAAAAGUUGUCUGUAAUACAAGAGUAUCUGCAACGGUCACCGGAUUGUGAAGAGAUUUUUGGGAUAUGGGAUAUGCAGCAGACACACAAUAUAACACGCCUUCAAAUCGCCAUCCCAGACCUACUCGCAAAAAUUCUCGACUUUGCAAACUCAAAUACCACAUCAAUUACCAAAGCAACAGGCACACUAAUAACUCGCAACAUCAUCACGCGAAACUACAUGAAAACCAUUCACCAGAAUCUCACGUCUGGGAAUCUUCCGUUGUAUCAGGCGACACUUCGGUUGCUGAUUGCUAUGAAUUCGUGUGGCGCGUCGACUACUCGUGAGGUUUAUCAGAACUUUAAUUUUGGGAUGAAGGCACUUGGAAAAUUAUUUAACACGCGACGAAAACAAUCAACUGAUGAAAACGUCAAAUCACCAAAGACCGACGUUCGUACACUAUACAUUUAUUUCAUCCUAUCAUUUUUCAAAUACGGCGACAGUAAACUAAAACAAGAAAUUCUCGGCAUAAAAAAUUUCGUUAGUGGGUUGUUUCCCGGACUCAUGCAUGAUUCUUAUGAGUUUAUAGACGAGGUCCUCACCACACUGUACAAUCAUGUGAUCAUUGAUAACGAGAUAAAUCGUACUGCUAAAGUAGGGUUUUUCAAUAAUUGGAUAUUAGAUCAGAACCGUAAUAAUGUUCAAGGUUCAGAUCGUGGCAUCAAUGAAAAGAAUUUCCGAGUGUACAAUAUAAUACUGUUACGAUUUAUUGUAAACCUGAAUCCGACUAAUGAUCUAAGACAACAAGAGUUGUUGUUGAAAAUAUUAAAAGUUUGUCCGGAGUUAGUGUAUCCAUUCUGGAAAUCAAUACAUUUUUCAUUCGAGCCCCGCCUAUCAUACAAAUGGCUAUUCAACAUGACUCUCGCACAAAAAAUAAUUUCUCUCUCUGUUCCAGAACAGCAAACAACAUCGAUACCCAAACACCAUUAUUAUAAUCAUCCGCCUGAUCAUCCACCACCUAUGCACAUCAUCAUGGAAAAUAUUCUGCCCAAUGUGAUAAAUCGGUUUACUCUGAGUAAAUGUAUACAGCAUCAAAGUCCUUUUAUUAAAUACAAAACUAUGAUUGUUCUUGCAGCUGCGUUUCUGAAAUUCGGAACAGUUGUUCGAUGGUUUCGGGGAGUGUCCAAGUCAUUCGCAGAGGUGGGGGCGUCCACUGUGAUAUUAAGCAAAUGGAAUAAAUCAUUACAAGAUAUUCACGAAGAGAUGAAAAGACGCGUUCCGGAUCUAAAAGUCAUUUUGUCGCUUCAUUCGUCGAUUCUCGCUGAUGCUAAACAAAUUAUGUCGUUACCAUCUUCGUCAGCAUCUAUUACUACUAGCACUCCAUUAAUCGAAGAUGAUGAACCACUUCAAGAAUCCAAAGUCAGAAACGACUUACUCUACGAAAGCGUCUUACGAAUAAUAAAAUACUAUCAAACGUACAUUCCCGAAUCGACAAUAUCCGAUGCGAAAUUUGAUGUUGGAAGGUUCAUACCGGCAGACUUUUUUGAAACGAAUAUGCAACUGUUACUGCAGAAACAUUUGUUGGAGAUUUUGUUGGUUGUGGAUGAUUUCAAGUGGCGGAAUCGACCGUCUGAAUCAUCGCCCACUCACAUAUAUACACUCUUGGACUUAUACCUUUCUUCGACGCCGUAUCACCAAAUCCAAGAAUUGGCAGAGCGUGUUCUCGAACGACAUCUUGCAGACUCGAUUGUUUUCAAUUAUGAGUCUGGAGAUUUACGUAUUUGGCUCGAUUCGUUAAAACAAGGGGUUUUUGGGGCUGCUGUAAACGACAUGGACUGUGACAAAAUUAACAGCAGCAAUGAUAAUGUUAAUAAUAGUAAAAACAAUCGAAAAGAAUUGUUAUCCUUCCUUGAAUCAUGUAUCCUUCGAUGUCUUCAGUCACCAUAUCGGUAUAUCGAUGACGCUAGAAAACUUAUGAGUGAUGCUCUACGGAAAAAAAGUGAGCGUGAAGAUAUGGAUAUGGAUAUUGUUGAUAACGAGAUCGAUAAAGAAAACAGUUCUCGAUUGAACGACAUUGGGUAUAGUAUUAUUAGCCCAUUAUUACUGACCGUAAUCGAACAAUUUCAGUACAUAAACAAAGACACAACCCGUUCAGUCGUGGUAGCUUUUUUCAUCUCGAACUUACUCAAGAAUUUCCACGAGAAAAGGCAUCAAAAAAUAAUUCUGGCCAAUAUUUUUUUCGAGUGCGCUAAUCGGUUACAUGCGACUGUUUCUGAUAAUGGCGAUGAUGAAGACAAUGACAAUUCGAAGACGACAGCGCCCAAAAAAACCAUAUUUCCGUCUGCAAAAGAACAACUUAGAGAUCUUGUUGCAUAUUUUGAAAACUCUAUGAAAUUUCAUAAAAAAAAGAAGUCUCUAGAUAUUUCUGCGGAUGAAAUUAAUUCUCUAAAGAAUAGUUUCGAAAAUGUGAAUCUUGAGCAAUUACUAGAAAUAUGGAAAAGUCAUCAGCCGCUUUCACAAGAGCUUGAGAUUGCUUUUUUACAGAAACUGGACGAGUAUAUGGUUCCCGGAUUCGGGGUAGUUGCUGUCACUGUUGACGAGCAAUCACAUAAUGACUAUUAUGUCACUGACCAUAAUAAUAUUAGUGGCAGUAGUCGAAAUAAUAUUUUUGAGUCCGCCGAAAAAAGACUUUUUAAUAUUCUACCUAGCAAAAUCGCUGACGAAAUCGUGACGUGCAUAAUAACAACAAUAAACGAAAUCACUCAAACACGUGCAAUAAUAUUCGGAAACCUUGUUCGUGCACAUCCGAGUGUUCGUCAUAGAUUUGUUGAUUGGAUACUAUCACUUCAAAAUAAUGACGACCAUGAAACGCGUUAUUUUAAUCAUGAUAAUGAUAAUGAUAAUGGAUUUUUGGAAAAUCUUGUUAUCGUUAUCGAAGCUUUUCUUGAUUCUGUAUUAGUAAAGACUAAAAACAACAGCGAUGAAAAUAGAAUAAUUUGGGCACAAUUUACGACUAAUCGUGACAAACAAGCGGUCAGUGUCUUAAUUGACAAAUAUAGCCAGAAAAUAUUCGAAAAAAUUGAUGUGUCGUUGACUAGAGAAUCACCGUCUAUAUUUGCUCGUGUGUUGUGUAAUAUGCUUUGGUUAGGCUCGUCUUCGUCUUUUGCACAGACGUACAAUAGAUUGAACGAUGGGGUGAAGAAAAUCAUGUUUGAGAAUCCUAAAGAGAUUGAUAGAUAUUUCGGAUUGGAUUUUUUAUGUGUUGUAAAGUGUUGUUUAGUUAAUUUUAAAAAAGAAAAUAAUGACAGGGAAUCUGAAUAUGAGGAUCAGGCAAAGCACUACAAGAUUUUUAUUUCUGUAUGUUUGCAUCACGCCACAUUGCUACUUGAAAAAAAUGCAAUGAAGAAUGUUCCAUAUGAAGCUGUCACAGCUUUAUUCUCGCACAUUGACGGUUUGAUAAAUCUUCUCGUCCCAAAAGCAGCAAUACUAGACGCCAAUAUAGUCGGCGAAUUUAUCUUUGUGCUGUUAGAAAAGAAAUUCGAGGAUGCGAUGAUUAUACAGUGCGUUAAGUCGUUGAUAAUGUGUGCUUAUUCCAAAGGACAAGUUCUCGGACCACCACUCGCCAAAAUUCUCGAGUCAAUACUAAACAACCCCCAAUUUCAAAUAUUAGCAAGACCACCAGACCUAUCCUCCAAGUCAUCACUAACCACAUCACAAAAAUCGCCCACAUACACCAUACGAUUGUCCAUAUGUUGUCUCUUACACGCAAUUUUCCGAAUUUCACGGUCCAAUAAUCAAUUCUUCUCACCAUCCUUUUUAAAUCAAAUAAUUUCAAUAUAUGGUGCAUCGACGUCUCCAGCAGAUCAAUUACUUCUCGAAAUUCUAGUCACUUUUGAGAAAGUCACACGUGGGUCGAUUGCUUCGCAUGUGCUAUGUUGGGGGCCUGCUGGGUCGGUCUUUUCUAACACUAGUGGUGGUAAUAACAGCAAUCGGAAUCUAAUGGGCCCAAAUAUAGUAAUUGAGUCUUUGGGAUUGAUUGAACCGGCGGUAAUGUUGCAUAGUUAUACGCGGUUCCCAAUGAACAAAAAUUUGGAAGUUUUCAUAGAUGAUAAAGUUAACGACAUUAUCACAAAUAGCUACAAAUAUGAUAAAGCAAAAGAAAAUACAGAACAUUCAUAUGACCCAUCCUUUUUCUUGCCAUUAUUCGCUAAUCUGAUUGCAUCCUACGGCACGUUGAUAGACUGCCGAAAAUUUAUCGAAAUCAAUGCAUUGGGGUUUGUGGUAGUUGCGUCUUCGUCGUCGUCCGAGAGUAUGAGACGUGCUACGUAUUACAUUAUGGAUGAAUUUUAUGUGCUUUUAGAGCACACAGAGUUUCGCGAAAAGAGACAAAUCCUCUUACUUCUAGAUUCACUCAAGAAUUCUAUCACGGAACGAAAAAAUGAGGGGAAACAGCUACAACGCAUCCCAACUAUUAUCACAGUGUUUGUCGCGCAUGCGUUGAGUGCUCUUUUGAAUCCUGCGCAUUUCAUGUAUCCGAUAAUCAACAAGUUUUUGUUGCAAAGGCCUAUUUUGGAUCUCGAGGAUAUUCCCUUAUUUUACAGCCUUUUCUACUCGUCAACAGAGAAUUAUCAAAAAGAGCGAGUGUGGAUACUUCGUUUGUUGUCGGCUGGAUUAAGAUCCGUCGAGGACUACAAGCUAUUCAAACGACGACACGUAUGGGAUAUUAUCAGCGCAUACUAUAAUUCACAACUAGCUGAUAAUGUAACGCGGAAACUAGUAAUCGAGAUUCUUUUCAACGCUGCCUCAAUCCCACAAGUAAUUACCGAAAUGAUCACAAAAAAUGGUCUUUUAAGUUGGUUGCAUUAUCUUUGUUGUUUUGGUGGUGGUGAUUCCUCUACUACUACACUGCUUGGACCAGAAAAUGAUUUCUCGUUGGUUGCACCGAGAUUAUUGCUACGAGUACUUCAAGGGUCACGAUUACAACAACUACAAAAGAAAUUGAGGUUACAUCUUCAUAAUCGUGAUGAUUUUACCUUUUGGAUAGUAGAUCAGGCUGUAUGUGUUGCUACCGGGUUGAUACAAUUAUUGGAAAGUGUACCAACUAUUACCACCACGGAAUUCUCAUCCUCAAUUUACUGGUCACUCAAUCUACUCGAUACACUCGUUUCGAUAUUUCAUUAUCUGACACUUGUCUCGUCAUCUAAAGCAGCAGGAAAAAUUUUUUUACCGUAUCAUGCAUCAUUCAUAUUUGCAUUUCUUAAACGAUGCGAAAAAGAUCUAGUUUUUGUUAAUAACAAUUCGAAUAAUUUUAUGAUUGAUAAUACGAGACAAGAAUUCAUAAUACAGACGAAGAGGACGUUAUCAUCACUAUCAAAUACCUCUUUUGCAUCGUCGUCCGCAUCUUUUAGUUCGUACAAGUCUUUAUCGUCUUACUCGUCGCCACAGAUAACGGAUAGUUUAGAAUCAUUGUAUAUGCUCGAUACUGACGUGUCGACGGUGUAUCAACGUAUCAUAAGAAAGUUGUUCGAGAUGGUGGUGAUGAGUAAUCACAGUAUUAGCGGUAAUGGAAAUCAUGAAAAAGAGGUUUUUGCCGGGAUUACUGCUAGAGCUCUGUUGUUUGGUGUGUGUGACGAGGCAAAAGAUUGGGUUAGAGAGUGUUUGAACAGUUUAUAG